AUUCGGAAUGAAGUUUUCUUUGGGGGCCGGGGGGUUGCGCGCCCUGUACCUGGUAGUGUUUCUGUUUCUGUGAUGUAGAGAAAAGCACGUACGAUACCGACGUUAUUUCGGAUGGAGACGACCAAAUGAACAAGCCCAAAAAAUCACACUGCGGAAGAUUCUGUUCGGCGAAGGUCAUGACACCUAUUGUUGCGGUCCACAAGUAGGUCGAUUAGUGGAUACAUACCGUGUUUCAUAUCUAGGAAAGAAUUGUGAUAGAUGCCGCCUGCACAAUCUUACCCAUUCCCGAGAAGGUUCAAUCUCCUAGUUGCUUUCUAUUCCUUAUUCACCUACGCAACGACCGUCUUCUGCGAUCCCAAGUCAUCAAGAAAGGGCUGCAGCUUGUACCGUUUGUCGUCGACAUCGAAGGAUGUUGACAUCAUUCAGAACGAGACGGACGCUGAUGCCAUGUCAUCAGGACAAAAACCAGUCUCGGUAUCAAGCAUGAUGGGCGCGAAAGCACUUUUUCGCCAGGGUAGUUCCCCUGUCGUUGUAACCAGCGACGAAGUAAUCGGCGGCGGGGAUAUCAACGAGAAGAAGCGUCUCUACGGCAGAAAGUCGUUACAGCAAGACAAAGGAAUACCAUUAUCGCCGCCACAGGUGGAUAAAGCAAACAAAAAAAGCGCUGACAACUCAGAAUCAUCGUUUUACGAUCCAGUUCAACAUCGAUCGCACUUGUUCCACGCAAUCGAGGGACUCAACCGGUACCCCAACUACCUCUCUCGAUGGAAUGAAAAGGAUGUCGAAACGCUGGAACGGGCUCUUGAGGACACUCUGGCACGAGUUCGAGACCAAAAAGCAAAAAAAAAUGAUCAGCAUCACACCAUCCAACAGAUUCUGGGAGAUUUCUUUCGAGAACAUCCCGAAUGGAACGAGUUUUCGGCCCUGCCCGAGUCUUGGGAGGAUCUCCGACAGAAAAUACUGCACCCAAAAGCUACCAAGGCAAUUUUUCAAUCCAAGGUUUUCCGCAAAAACAGGGAUGGGGAUGGUAUUUCCUUGCAGGAUGUCCUUUCCGGAAGAGAACCUAUAGCAUUGGACACGUGCUAUCUACAAGAAUGGAUGGACGAAGAAAUGUUUGAUGUUUACUCCUUCCCUCUCCUGUCGAAGGCAUUUUGCAACAAACUGUGUCUGUAUGCAUCCACGAUAAUGUCAUUCAUAGAAUCGUCGCCGAGAUCAUUGGAUUGUCCUGUUAGUACUAGUUACUUUUUGAAGGAUAUGGACAAUCUUGGGUUGGGGUGGUUGAAUGAUCUCAUUUUCCACUUGGUGCUGAAGCCUAUUUCUGCCCAGCUCUACAACGACACAGAUCUGAACGGUAGUGAUCUCGAUUGGCGACAAGGAUUUAUUGCGGCAUAUAGCAGUAUCCCAUCGUCUUUAAAACCUCGCCAACGUCUGGUCGCUCACACCGAUGAUUCAGAAGUAAGUUUAGAACGGAAUCAAGGCAUCCCGUGGAAAAUGUUUGUUGUCGCCAUCUAAUCCCUAAAACAAUCUCACUUGUGUGCUGUGUUGUUAUAUCCAACUAUUAUUCAGGUCACCCUGAAUCUCUGUUUCGGCGAUCAAUUCACUGGGGGUGAUCUCCGGUUUUGGGGUGUAAGAGGAGACCAUACAGCGGGAAAGUUCGUCGGAGAAUACAGACCCGAGAUUGGACGCGCCGUCGUACAUUCUGGCAGGCAUCUCCACGAAGUUACCGAGAUAACCUCCGGCAAUAGAUUUGCUUAUAUUCA
Molecule: messenger RNA, 1760 nt
Organism: Pseudo-nitzschia multistriata
Lineage: Eukaryota; Bacillariophyta; Bacillariophyceae; Bacillariales; Bacillariaceae
Source: the annotation of a GenBank genome assembly